Molecule: messenger RNA, 633 nt
Organism: Naegleria fowleri
Lineage: Eukaryota; Heterolobosea; Eutetramitea; Acrasida; Naegleriidae
Exons: 2
Coding region: 1-633 (210 amino acids)
Cellular component (GO): endosome; Golgi apparatus
Molecular function (GO): GTPase activity; GTP binding
Source: RefSeq, a predicted model, not a curated record
AUGGUCAAACUAAGAUGCAAGGUCGGGAUUGUGGGAGACAGUACCGUUGGAAAGACCUCUCUCAUCAAAAUGUUCAAAGAACGAACCUUCCCAAAUCAAUAUUUAAUGACAAUUGGAUCGGAUCUGUAUACAAAAACAAUUGAUGUUCCAGUUGUUACGAAUGAUCAACAACAAGCAGAAAUAUCCAAAGAUCAUCAAGUGGAAUUGUAUUUGUUUGAUAUUAGUGGAUCGUCCAUUUAUGAGAGUUGUUAUAAUGAAUAUAUCGAUGGAAUCAACGCAUUCAUUAUAGUGUAUGAUAUUACAAAUCCCGAGACAUUUGGAAAUUUAAGCAAAUGGUACCGUCUUUGCAAGAGUGUCCGAACGAGCAACACAAGCAUGAAAAAACACGACAAAUCUCUCAUUGGUGUACUUGUAGGAAACAAGGUUGACAUGCAUACGUUGGAAAAAGUGACCCAAACACAAGGAGAAGAGUUUGCCAAAGAAUGCAACCUCGAUUUUUUCCUUACCUCCGCCAAUACAGAUGAUGGAAAUGUGGAACAACCAUUCCUUCAUAUCGCAGACACUUUUUACAAAUCUUACUUGGAAAGGAUUGAGGAAAUUAAAUACGUUUGUGAAAAUAAAAGAAGCAAAUAA